Molecule: messenger RNA, 1485 nt
Organism: Ochotona princeps (American pika)
Lineage: Eukaryota; Metazoa; Chordata; Mammalia; Lagomorpha; Ochotonidae
Product: SLAM family member 9
Exons: 4
Biological process (GO): T cell activation
Cellular component (GO): external side of plasma membrane
Source: RefSeq, a predicted model, not a curated record
AUUUCCACCCUGGCACUGUCUCCAGGAGCAUCCCAACGACUCAGCUGGCUUUCAGCCUUGAGGACUGACUAGCUGACACUUCCGGGGGCACAUGCUACUGACAUGGGGGCCUUUCUUUGGCUACUCUUCCUCCUGCUGCUCUGUGAGGCCAAAGGGUUCUCUGGAGAUGAUGUGAACCCCGAGGACGUCAUGGCAGUCCUGCAGGAGUCUGUCAGCCUCUCCCCAGAAAUACCAUCUGACGAAGAGGUUGAUACCAUCGUCUGGUCUUUUCACCAGUAGCUUGCUACUGUGGUGCCAGGGAAGGAGGGACGCCCAGCUACCCUCACAGUGAACAACCUACAGUACUAGGGCCGGCUGAGCCUGCUGGACACAGGCUACAGCCUGCUCAUCAGCAAUCUGAGCUGGAAAGACUCAGGCUCUUACCAGGCUCAAGUCAACCUGAGAACAUCGCAGUUGUCCAUCAAGCAGUUCUACAAUCUAUGUGUCUACCGAAGGCUGUCCAAGCCCCAAAUCACAGUGAACUUUGAAAUUUUUGGAGGAGGUGCCUGUAAUACGUCCCUGAACUGCUCUGUGGAGAAAGUGGAUGUGGAUGUGACCUACAACUGGUUCUCCUUGGAGGAUAGCACCGACGCAAACUGUGGAGGCCCCGUCCUCAGCACAUCCUGGAAGCCGGUUGACAAAGCCCUCUCCUACAUUUGCAAGGCCAGCAACCCUGUCAGUGAUGUUAUUUCCAGUCCCAUCUCUGCAGGGCAUUUCUGUGCAGAUCCUGGCUAUUCUGAGAAGCCUUCCACGUUCUUCUGCCUCCUGGCCAAAGGACUACUGCUCCUCUUGAUCCUGGUAAUUCUGGCCGUGGGGCUCUGGGCCAUCCGAGUGCAGGAGAAAGCCCAAACGCCCCAGACGAAACAGCUCAGGAGAAACAGAAUGAAACUGAGGAGAAGGGGCAAGCCUGACCCCAGCCCAAUCUGACUAUCCCUGGGGGACUCCUGCCCUGAACUCUGUUUCUUUCUGGAUCUCAGGGAAUCCUUCCUCAGCUCCUGUUCCCAGACACUUGGGGGACAGGGAAUGUCCACAGGGCCACACUCCGUGAGGGAAGACCAUCUGGAAAUAAAAUCAGAGUGCCCGUUGCUGCAAAGAAGCCAUGUCUGGACCUUCCAGAAUGGUCGAGAUAAGACAUCUAUAAGAAAAUGACAGACAAGACAGUAAUGUCACCAGCAGAGAUCAAGGGUCCUCUCUGGAAGCUGAUCCUGGGUUGACAUUCUCGUCACCACCUGGCAAAGGCCCAUACCUUUGUUGUGAUCUUGCUCUUUCCUUAGCCUAGUGACUGGUCUGAAUUCCUCCCCUAGGCCUAAUGUGUCAUUGCCCAAGUUCCUAUAAUUCUGCCAAAGUCAGGUCUUGCAGCCAUUCCUUCAUGCAGAUGCUAUGGAGUGGGAGAAGUCAGACACUGGGGAGGGAACUAGCAGUCACCAAGUGCCAGGACAGGUGUAG